AUGAAUGCCACGCUUGGUAACUGUUUGGAUGAAUUUGCAAUGGUAUACUUGGAUGACAUUUUGGUCUUUAGCAAGACUCGAGAAGAUCAUGAACGACAUUUGCGUCAUGUGUUGGAUCGCUUACAACAAGCUCAAUUUGUGGUGAACCUAAAGAAGUGUCACUUGUUUCAACGCCAUGUCAACUUCUUGGGCUUCACGGUAUCGGAAAAAGGCACCACACCUGAUGAAUCCAAAGUCAAAGCAAUUACCUCGUGGCCGACACCAACCAAUGUACAAGAAGUACGGCAAUUUGUGGGCACUGUACAACACUUUCGAAAAUACAUCCCAAAUUUUGCUAGCAUCGCUACGCCAUUAACGGAUCUCACCAAAGGCACAGGUGCUAAACGUAGACCAAUCGUAUGGACACCAUCAUGCCAAACAAGUUUUGACAAGCUCAAGCACAUGCUUACGGUAGCUCCAGUGUUACAGGCGCCAUGCAUGGAUCGACCUUUUAGGAUUGAGACGGAUGCAUCAGAUUUUGGUUUAGGUGCUGUUUUAUCACAACCAAAUGAACAUGGUGAUUGGCAUCCUAUUGCUUAUGAAUCUCGCAAAUUUUCAUCAGAAGAACGCUCCUAUCCCGUUCAAGAACGAGAACUCUUGGCUAUACUUCACGCUCUUCGCACUUGGCGUUAUUUGGUUGAAGGUUGUUCUUGCGUUGUCCUUACCGAUCAUGAGCCGCUUACAUAUUUAAGAUCCAAACCCAAUCCCAACUCAAGGAUCAUUCGGUGGAUCUCGGAUUUUGAAUUGUAUCAACCUGAUAUCCAAUAUCAACGGGGUGAUCGGAAUACGGUUCCAGAUGCUUUAUCACGCCUUGGAGGUCCACAAAGCCCACCAGCCAACAACAGCUUCGAACCUGAGUUUUUAUAUGCUACACCUUUGGCUCAUGAAUCCGAUUGGCCCAAGUACUACUUGCAACCUCGUGAAGAAUGGCCUGCUGAUUUGAUACAACAAUUGACGAACAAUGCUUCAAAGUUUACAACACGUGAUGGAUGUGUGUUUCGCUUGCUCACUUCCACUGAUAAGUCUCCAUCACAUGAGGUUCGUUUUGUUUUAUUCGCUCGUCGUGCUGAUUUAGUCACGAAGUAUCAUGAAAGCUAUGGACACUCGGGUACUACGACUAUCUAUGAUAUCAUGCACAAACGUUGGUGGUGGCCUGGCAUGCAACAAGACAUUAGUGCUUGGUUACGACAAUGUCCUCGUUGUCAAUUGGCAUCCAACUCUGAGAAACAAAUUCACCACGCACCGAUGCGGCCACUCACUAUACCGGAGGCAUUCAGCAGAUGGCAUUUGGAUUUUGUGGGUGAAUUGCCACGCACCUUUCGUGGUAAUCGUUGGAUCCUUGUGGCCGUAGAUUAUACUACCAAUUGGCCUAUCGCUGUUGCCUUACCAGAUGCUACUGCAGAGGCUAUUGCCGACAUCUUAUACAAGGAGAUUGUUAUACGUUUUGGAGCUCCUACAGAAAUCUUAACGGAUCGAGGCGCAAACUUCAUGUCACGUGUAUUAGCACAUUAUGUCGCUCGUGUGGGGAGUCAUCACAGCUUCACUUCAGCCUUCCAUCCUCGAACAAAUGGCAAAUGUGAACGACUUAAUGGGGUCCUCAAGCAGAUGUUGCUCCUUUCUACCUUACCUACAUAUGGUCGCGAACCCAAGCUUCCUGGUGAUAUCCUGCAUCCUAGUUUGUUACGUGAAUUGCCGUUAGACCCGCAAGCACAAGUGGAUAGUGUUCUUCCUUCCUUACGUGCUCUUAAACAAGCCCGUUCACUUGCACGUGACCGAAUGCAAGACGUCAGCCAAGCGGAUAAAUCACGAUGGGAUGCUCAAUUAAAACCACAAGUGUAUCAUGUUGACGAUUUUGUUUUAUUACGGCAUGAAAGCAAAUUCAGCUUAGAAUACAACUGGAUGGGACCUUAUCGCGUUAUUGCAACACACAAGGAUACCGACACUUACAAAAUUGUGGAUAUGAACGACAAGCCGUACGCAUCAUGGGUUCAUGCUGAUCGAUUACGCAAAAUUGACACGCCUAGCAAUCCCACUUCGACCUGGUAUCAUCCUACAGCCGCUCGCGCUAAUGCUGCUCGUCACUUACAACACCAGCUUGAUAAUCUUUCUCCUUCUCAUCAUGAUGUGGGGCCAUCAUCAGUCUCGCCGGGGGGAUAA
This is a messenger RNA of Lichtheimia ornata, 2196 nucleotides long. RefSeq lists its product as uncharacterized. The record is from RefSeq and is a predicted model, not a curated record. Gene Ontology annotation, molecular function: nucleic acid binding. Lineage: Eukaryota; Fungi; Mucoromycota; Mucoromycetes; Mucorales; Lichtheimiaceae. The transcript has 2 exons. Bases 1 to 2196 code for a protein of 731 amino acids. Gene Ontology annotation, biological process: DNA integration.